Heterocephalus glaber (naked mole-rat) is the source of this 5780-nucleotide messenger RNA. It is a transcript of the gene Stk10, whose product is annotated as serine/threonine kinase 10. The record is from RefSeq and is a predicted model, not a curated record. Gene Ontology annotation, molecular function: ATP binding; protein serine/threonine kinase activity. Gene Ontology annotation, biological process: protein phosphorylation. Lineage: Eukaryota; Metazoa; Chordata; Mammalia; Rodentia; Bathyergidae.
GGCCCUGAGCGGGUGGCUAGGGGACCGAACCGCCCGGGGCGGGGACGCGGCCGCCUGCUCGGUUCCGGGAGCUCGGGCUGUGGCGCUGCUCAGAGCGCACUUGACCCAGGUCGGCUGCGGGGAAGGGCGGGUCUGGGGAGAAUCCCGGGUGCUGCGCGUCCUCCUACCCCUCCUCCUUGCCCUGCCGAUCCGCGGCUCGAGCCGGACCGGCGCCGCCUCGCGCCCCCAGCCAUGGCUUUCGCCAAUUUCCGCCGCAUCCUGCGCCUGUCUACCUUCGAGAAGAGAAAGUCCCGUGAAUAUGAGCACGUCCGCCGGGACCUGGACCCCAACGAAGUGUGGGAGAUCAUGGGCGAGCUGGGCGAUGGCGCCUUCGGCAAGGUUUACAAGGCCAAGAAUAAGGAGACGGGUGCCUUAGCUGCUGCCAAAGUCAUCGAGACCAAGAGUGAAGACGAGCUUGAAGACUACAUCGUGGAGAUUGAGAUCCUGGCCACUUGUGACCACCCCUACAUUGUGAAGCUCCUGGGAGCCUACUACCAUGACGGGAAGCUGUGGAUCAUGAUCGAGUUCUGCCCUGGGGGAGCUGUGGACGCCAUCAUGCUGGAGCUGGACAGAGGCCUCACUGAGCCCCAGAUUCAGGUCGUGUGCCGCCAGAUGCUGGAAGCCCUCAACUUCCUGCACGGCAAGAAGAUCAUCCACCGAGACCUGAAGGCUGGCAAUGUGCUGAUGACCCUUGAGGGAGACAUCAGACUGGCUGACUUUGGUGUGUCUGCUAAGAAUCUGAAAACUCUGCAAAAACGAGAUUCCUUUAUAGGAACCCCUUACUGGAUGGCCCCUGAGGUGGUGCUCUGCGAGACCAUGAAGGACACACCAUACGACUACAAAGCCGACAUCUGGUCCCUGGGCAUCACGCUGAUUGAGAUGGCACAGAUUGAGCCCCCGCACCAUGAGCUCAACCCCAUGCGGGUGCUGCUCAAGAUCGCCAAGUCAGACCCUCCCACGCUGCUCGCACCCUCCAAGUGGUCGGCGGAGUUCAGAGACUUCCUGAAGGUAGCCCUGGAUAAGAACCCGGAGACCCGGCCCAAUGCUGCGCAGCUGCUGGAGCACCCCUUUGUCAGCAGUGUCACCAGUAACAAGGCCCUGCGGGAGCUGGUGGCCGAGGCCAAGGCUGAGGUGAUGGAGGAGGAGAUUGAAGACGGCAGGGAAGAGGCAGAAGAGGAAGACACUGUGGAAGCCACCUCUGCUGUUGGGAGCCACACUCAGGACUCUUCUGAGGCAAAUCAGCUGAGCCUCAAUGCCAACAAACUUCCGCAGGAACCUUCUACACCGCUACUACCCAGCCAGCCUCAGGACAGUGUGAAUGGGACCUGCAGCCAGCUCUCCGGGGACAGAUCCCUCCAAUCCACCGGCCCCCAAGAUGGAGCCCCUGCAAGUGAGAACGGCCUAGCCAUGCCUGUUCCCCUUCGGAAGUCCCGGCCAGUGUCAAUGGAUGCCAGAAUUCAGGUCACUGAGGAGAAACAAGUCACUGACCAGGCCGAGGCCCUCAGUCCUGCAGCCAGGUCCCAAAAGACAAGCCAGAGCCGGCCCAACAGCAGCGCCCUGGAGACCUUGGGCAGCGAGAAACUGGUCAAUGGCAGCCUGGAGCUCCCCACCCAGGCUGUGCCAGGGCCUUCCAAGAGGGCCUCAGACUCUGGCAGCCUGUCCACCUCCGAGAGCAUGGACUAUGGCUCCUCCCUGUCUGCUGACCUGUCCCUGAACAGAGAGUCAGGGUCGCUGUCCCUCAAGGACUCCAGGCUGCACAACAAAACCCUGAAGCGGACCCGCAAAUUUGUGGUGGAUGGUGUAGAGGUGAGCAUCACCACCUCCAAGAUCAUCAGUGAAGAUGAGAAGAAGGACGAGGAGAUGAGAUUCCUCAGGCGCCAGGAACUUAGAGAGCUUCGGCUGCUCCAGAAAGAAGAGCAUCGAAAUCAGACCCAGCUGAGCAAUAAACAUGAGCUGCAGGUGGAACAGAUGCACAAACGUUUUGAACAAGAAAUCAAUGCCAAGAAGAAAUUCUUUGACACAGAGCUGGAGAACCUGGAGCGGCAGCAGAAGCAGCAGGUAGAGAAGAUGGAGCAAGACCAUGCCGUGCGGCGCCGGGAAGAGGCCAAGCGGAUCCGCCUGGAGCAAGAGCGGGACUACGCCAAGUUCCAAGAGCAGCUCAGACUGAUGAAGAAAGAGGUGAAGAGUGAGGUUGAGAAGCUUCCCCGGCAGCAGCGGAAGGAAAGCAUGAAGCAGAAGAUGGAGGAGCACACGCAGAAAAAGCAGCUUCUUGACCGGGACUUUGUAGCUAAGCAGAAAGAGGAUCUGGAGCUGGCCAUGAAGAAGCUCACUGCAGAAAACCGGCGGGAGAUCUGUGACAAGGAGCGCGAGUGCCUUAGCAGGAAGCAAGAGCUCCUUCGAGACCGGGAGGCGGCCCUGUGGGAGAUGGAGGAGCACCAGUUGCAGGAGAGGCACCAGCUGGUGAAGCAGCAGCUCAAAGACCAGUACUUCCUUCAGCGGCACGAGCUGCUGCGCAAACACGAGAAGGAGCGGGAGCAGAUGCAGCGCUACAACCAGCGCAUGAUAGAGCAGCUGAAGGUGCGGCAGCAGCAGGAAAAGGCACGGCUGCCCAAGAUUCAGAGGAGCGAGGGCAAGACGCGCAUGGCCAUGUACAAGAAGAGCCUGCACAUCAAUGGAGGGGGCAGCGCUUCCGAGCAGCGUGAGAAGAUUAAGCAGUUCUCCCAGCAGGAGGAGAAGAGGCAGAAGUCAGAGCGGCUGCAGCAGCAACAAAAACAUGAGAACCAGAUGCGGGACAUGCUGGCGCAAUGCGAGAGCAACAUGAGUGAGCUACAGCAGCUGCAGAAUGAAAAGUGUCACCUCCUGGUAGAGCAUGAAACCCAGAAGCUGAAGGCCCUGGAUGAGAGCCAUAACCAGAACCUGAAGGAGUGGCGGGACAAGCUUCGGCCACGCAAGAAGGCUCUGGAAGAGGAUUUGAACCAGAAAAAGCGGGAGCAGGAAAUGUUCUUCAAGCUGAGUGAGGAGGCAGAGUGCUCCGUCCCCACCACGCCGAGCAAGGCCACCAAGUUCUUCCCCUACAGCUCUGCAGACAAUUCUUAACACCCCUUUGCCUGAGCUGGCAGGUAGAGUGGUGGGCCUCGGGGCCUUGCCAUCGUUUGUGAACAAGUGACUCAGGAUCCUCUUCCCCUUGCUCUGUGACAGUUUGCAUCCAGCUGCUUGCUCUGUGCCACCCAGCUGUGCCCCGCCUGCCUGGUGCUCCUGACUCCUCACUUGCUCAUGGAGGGUGGAGAGUUACAGGUGGCACCCACCCCUGAUGUGUGUCCUCUUCGAGCCCCGCAUCCUGUCCACCUGCACCUGGACUUGGGCUCUCAGUGGGGCCAGGACCCAGGAGGAAUGGGUAUGCCGUGGCCUCAGGGGCCCUCUUGUUUGCCAAAAAUGCCAGUUUUGCUGUCUGUAGGCACAAAGUGCUGCUGAUGAGUCACUGUGGGCUCAUCCAUAUUGUGAUGCUUGGUGGUUUUUAGCGAUUCCUUGCAGUAUCAGACAGGAACCUUAACCACCAUUUCAGUUCCCAGCAGGACCAGGCUGGCAGCCAGUUGCUCAGGGGAUGUCCUCACUCCCCUGGCUCCCCCAGUUUGCUUUCUGCUUAAGACAAUGCUGUGUGUAUGUUGGGGGAGGAGACGAGAAGGAGCCUCAAGUGUUUGAUCUGCUGUUCUUGCAUUUCAGGCCAUUUCCUGUUCCUUUUCCUGGGUACAUGUGCGCGCGCACUCGUGCCCGCACAGGGCUUGGCCCCCGGCACAGUGAGGCUUGCCUGUGCACUGAGCUGCCUGUUAGGUGGAACAGUUGAUGGGCAACAUGCUGAGUGUUGGCACCAGAGGCCCAGGGAAGGCACAGGCUGUAUGUCAGUCUGUGACUCAUUUUGGCCCCACACAAGGGCUAAACUCCUCACCACACAAGACUUCCACAGCCCAGCCUGCCCUCGGUCACCCUUGCCCACGCAGUCUGCAGGUGCUACGACAAGGACCUUCCCCUCGGCCUUGUGGCCCCAUCCAGGAGUGCCCCUUCUCUUUCAGACCGAGCUUGCCAGUCACUUGGCUCUCCCAGAAGAAAAGGCAUGGGGGUGGUCUGUGGAACAGAAUGCUCUCUGCCCCUGGGAACCUGGCCAAAGCAAAGGUUCUGACCUCUGGUGGACUCCUGAGCCCUCAGGUUUCUCAGCCAGCCUCCUGAGACACUGAUCCUACAGGCUGCAGUGUGUGUGUCACCCAAUAAAAGCAGGUGCCCUAGCCUGCUUGUGGCUUAUUUACAAAGCAGAGUUUUUUCAUCUUGAUUUCUAACUGUUCUGUGAAAGUAAAAAAAUGUUUGCCUUCUAGCUGGAUACAGUGGCACAUGUCUGUCAUCCCAGCACUCAGGAAGCUGAACCAGGAAGAUCAUGAGUUUGAGUCCAGCCCCGGAAAAAAAAAUUAUAUAGAGAGUGAGCGUGUGUAUAUCUACUUAAAAGAAUCUACAGUGCUGCUACUGAUGGGCAUUACAGAGUCUGGUCACUGGUUUUUUUCCCCCCUUGGAUUUUGUUUUGUUUGUGGUAGUGAGCAUUGAACCCAGGAGCUUCACACUGAUCUACAUCCCUAGCCCUUUUUGAUUCUGAGAUAGCUAUCACUAAGUUGCCUAGGCUGGGCUCGACCUCCUAGCCUGACUCUGGUACUGUUUUGCUGGUGACAGAAAGUUGAGACACCCAGGAGGACUUUGUCCUCCCCUACUCCUGCAGGCUAGGGUUUAGUACAGUACUUUGUGCUUCUAAAGCAGUAUACUGGAAGAUGUCUCAGCACUGUUUAUAACUGGAUACUUGGGAAGGGAGGGGCAGCCAUGGAACAGGAAAGGAGACUCACAAAUCUUUUUUUUUUGGUACCGGGGAUCGAACUUGGGUCCUUGCGCUUGCAAGGCAGACAGUGGAACCACUGAGCUAAAUCCCUGGACUGAGGCUCACAAAUCUUAAACUGCAGUGAAGAUGCUCUCAGGGCCAUAGAAAGCAAUGAUUUUCUUAGCUUAGCGAGCAUUUGGCUUGCCUGCCUCAGCAUUUGACCCAGGUGGGAUGGUUUCAGGUCUCACACCAAUGAGACAAUCUAAACCACUGCCUCUUUCUCUUCUCUCUGGGGCACAGGUGCUGAGGAAAAGUAAACUGGCAGUAGUGUAACUGCAGAACACAAAUCCAGUGGCCCCGGGCAAGGCCAUGUGGGUGCACGUCAGGACUUUGUUUUCAGCAUUCCCUUUUGCAGCCAGGGCUGUGGGAAUGAGUAUUAGGUGAAAUGCCAGUUUCAUGGUUCAGGUGAAAGUCUUUGAUCUUGCCCUUAUUUGGCUUGUCAUUCAUAUUGUCCUGGCCCUUCACAGAGUUCUUUCUUUCCUACUCAGUGCCACCUGAACCCUGAUACCUGCCCUGUGCCUCUUUGAUGGGGUCCAGCCUGGUUCCCAGCCUCAGUUGAGCUGCUGUGCUGUGCCCAUCACUGAGAAGGCCCACUCGGUAUUCCUCAUGCCCUGUGCUAACAUUUUCUAUGUAGGGGACAGACAGAAAUGUUUCUCAUUUUUAGUUCAUUUUUAGCAGAGGAAAUAUAACAUAUUUUUUCUUUUUGAAGGAUAGAAGUUAUUUUUAUGUAGUUUCCAAACUUUACAUAAAACUUUUGUAAAAUGUUCUCUGCAAAGUUAACUGAAAGAAUGUAAAUAUGCUUCUAAUAAAAUAACCAAGCAGUUUGCAUUGA